AUGGUGAGGCCUAAGGAUAAAUUUUGGCAACAUGUAGAGCAAUGUGGUUCAAACCGUUUUACAUGUAACUAUUGUGGACUUAAUUACACUGGGAGUGUUUCAAGAGUGAAAGCUCAUUUGGCUUGCGUACCUGGCCAUGAUGUUCAAAUUUGUUCCCAAGUGCCUGAGCACAUUCUAGCUGAAGCCCUUGUAGAAUUUAAUUUGAGUGUGAGUAAGAAGAGAAGGAGUGAUACUAUAGAAAGAGAAUUUGGUUCCUCAAACAACACACCUACCAUGCCCCAGAGUAGGAGUACCCAUCAACCCACGAUGGUAGAGAUGGUUGCUAAGCAUGACAAGAAGUCAUUGGACAUGUUGGUAACUGAAUUUUUUGUCAAUAAUAACAUUUCGUUCAAUGUUAUUCAAACAAGUUCUUUUAUUGAUAUAAUAAAGGGUGCAUGUGCGUAUGGGCCAACUUAUGUUGUACCUAGUUAUAGCAAUCUUCGUGGCAGUUUGAUUCCUGGGAAAAAGGUAGAUGUCAUGCAAUAUGUAACAAGCAUAAAGGAGACAUGGGGUAUCACAGGUUGCACAAUUAUGUCUGAUUCUUGGACUGACAUAAAGAAGAGGUCUUGGGUCAAUGUGAUUGCUUACUCUCCUGGGGGUGCUGUGUUUUUGAAAUGUAUUGAAUGUGGUAUAAAUAGAUUAACUUCGACAUUUCUUUUUAAUGAAAUUUCUGAGGUCAUUGAAACAGUUGGACCAAACAAUGUUGUGCAGUUCAUUUCAGAUAAUGGUGCUAACUUUUCUUCUUGUGGUGAUAUGUUGACGGGAAAGUGGCGUCAUUUAUAUAGAACAAAUUGUGUUGCGCAUGGGAUUAAUUUGUUUUUGAAAGAUAUCCACAAGCAUGUGAGAUGGGUAAGCGAUGUGAUUGAAGAUGGGAAGCUUGUAGUGGAUUAUUUUCAUAGGCACACAGGUAUUCUAGCAUUGAUGAGGCAAUUCACAAAUAACAAAGAGAUUAAGCAGCCUUGCAAAACAAGGUUUGCUACUCAUUUUCUUAUGCUUCAAUCUCUCAUUGUAGUUGAGAACGAGUUGAGGCUUUUUGUGGCAUCAUUUGAAUGGAGAUCCUUUCAAUUCAACAGAGCUGAAAUGACUGUAAGAACUGUUAGGAUUAUUUAA
This is a messenger RNA of Telopea speciosissima, 1149 nucleotides long. RefSeq lists its product as uncharacterized. Gene Ontology annotation, molecular function: DNA binding. The coding region runs from base 1 to 1149 and encodes 382 amino acids. The transcript has a single exon. Lineage: Eukaryota; Viridiplantae; Streptophyta; Magnoliopsida; Proteales; Proteaceae. The record is from RefSeq and is a predicted model, not a curated record.